This is a messenger RNA of Nanorana parkeri, 1071 nucleotides long. Its product is annotated as hemicentin-2-like. The coding region runs from base 1 to 1071 and encodes 356 amino acids. The transcript has 6 exons. NCBI's taxonomy places the organism in Eukaryota, Metazoa, Chordata, Amphibia, Anura, Dicroglossidae. The record is from RefSeq and is a predicted model, not a curated record. Gene Ontology annotation, molecular function: calcium ion binding.
AUGUGGGAUGAUCUGUAUGAACUGAAGUUGGUGAAUGGUUGGCUCCUAGAUCGCAUCGCUGCUAGAUUCCCCUGUGGCGUCAGACAGUACACUAUGGUGGAGUUCAAUGACCCAAGUGUUGGCCCUGUUAGGAUAACAUAUUCAAAAGACGAGUUUUCCUAUUUCUUCAAUAACCUCGUGGCCAGUGGAGGAGGCGACUGUCCAGAACUGGCUAUAGCGGGACUGAAGCUGGCUUUGGAGAACUCGCCAGAUAAAUCUUUCAUUUUAGUACUGACGGAUGCAUCCGCAUUAGAUUAUAAUAAUGCUAGUCUUGUAAAUGAAGUAUACCGUCUUUUAAAUACAACCCAGUCACAGGUUUUCUUUGUGGCCACUGGUCUAUGCGGCUCUCUAUAUGAUUCAGAUUUCCUUAUUUACAGAGAAAUAGCAUCAAGGAGCUUUGGACAUGUCUUUCAAGUGUUUAAUUACUUGGACUUCACAUUGUCACAACCAAUAAACAAUUCCAAAGCUCUAUUCUCUGGAAACUAUGGAAAUGGGAAACAUUCCGAUAGUUUUCCAGUUUCUUAUAACUUCACUUCUUUAUUAGUGACUUCAGAUGGAGUGAUCACCACUUUUAAAAUAUCAGGACCUAACACCUCUAAAGAUGAUAUCAAAACAGUUGUGAAUGAGGCCUGGGGUGCCAUGUACAUCAUAAAAGAUCCUACUACAGGAAACUGGACCAUUGAGGUUGAAGGAAGCGAAAAAUAUUCUGUUCGAGUAUCAGGAUCUUAUGCUACUUCAAACUGCUCGAAAUGCCACCCCGAAGCUACCUGUGCAGACUACUUUGGCUACCUCCAAUGUUCCUGCAAGGACGGGUUUAUAGGAGACGGCUUUAACUGCUCUGAUGUUGAUGAAUGCGCCUAUUACUGGUCAAAUAAUUGUGGUUAUUACACUUGUGUAAACACAUAUGGUUCAUACUACUGCAUGUGUCCAUCUGGCUACCGCAAUGACAGUGGAGCUGGAUGUGUUGAUGUAGAUGAGUGCUCUAACCCUGGACUUAACACCUGCACUGUAAAUGCCACAUGCACCAAUUGA